CCCUGGAUGUAGGCAGGCGUGUACACACCGGAAGGUUCACUCAGCGUCCUCCAUCUCUGUCUCGAUUCCUCCCUGCUCUCUCUAGUUCUCCACCGGUGGAUUUUAUCCCACGUCUGUGAGGAACAUCGCCAAAAUGUCUGACAAGCCCGACAUGACUGAAAUCGCCCGUUUCGACAAGACAAAGCUGAAGAAGACGGAGACAAAAGAGAAAAACCCUCUGCCCACCAAAGAGACCAUUGAACAGGAGAGGAAAGGCGAUGCCACACCUUGACUUGAGCACAUGAAGAAAAGAAGCUGAGAUGCCACAGC
This is a messenger RNA of Salarias fasciatus (jewelled blenny), 309 nucleotides long. RefSeq names its product thymosin beta 2 (gene tmsb2). The record is from RefSeq and is a predicted model, not a curated record. Bases 134 to 271 code for a protein of 45 amino acids. The transcript has 3 exons. Gene Ontology annotation, biological process: actin filament organization; regulation of cell migration. Gene Ontology annotation, cellular component: cytoplasm. Lineage: Eukaryota; Metazoa; Chordata; Actinopteri; Blenniiformes; Blenniidae. Gene Ontology annotation, molecular function: actin monomer binding.